AUGAUUAGUUAUUCACUUGUAGAUGCUUCAAAAGGAAAACUAAAUGUAAAUGUAAAUGCAGCAAGUAAAACAUAUAUUUUUGAAUAUCCAUGCGCAAGUACAUCUGAUUGUACAGAUUAUGAAAUUACUUUGCCGGCAGGAAUAUAUAAAUUUGAGUUAUAUGGCGCUAGUGGUGGAAGUUACUUUAAUAAAGUCACUUCAUAUAGGUUUCCUAAUAGAACGUGCAUUUCAGCAGAAAAAGUUAAAAAAGUAAAUGGAAAUACUGAUUGCCGUAUAGAUGGAAGUAAUGGCGGUGCUGGUGCAUAUAUUAGUGGAAUUAUUAGUCUUAAAGAAAAAACAACAAUUUUUGCCACAAUCGGAGGUAAAGGAAAUUAUGAUUAUAAAAUAAAAGAUAAAGAUAACGAUAAUUGUUAUAUAUAUCCAAAUCUCAUUGAAGGAGGUUAUGGCGGUGGAGGAAGUGCCAGCAAUCAUUAUGCUGAUUCCGAUUGGGGUGCUGGUUCAGGAGGUGGCCAAACCGCUGUCAAAUUCCUCUCUAAUGAUUUAUGGCAUCGAGUGAUUGUUGCUGGUGCUGGCGGCGGUUCUGACAAUAAUUUUACUCAAACUUUUGGUGGAGCAGAUGAUGGAUCAGGAGGUGCUGGAAGUUUAGAAGGUCAAGGAUGGUUUACCGAUGGAGUAUAUAACUCAAAUUAUUUGGCAAAUUCAACAUUUGGAUUUAGUUUUGGAUAUGGCGAAACAGCUCAAAAAGAUAGAUCACAAAAUCCUAAUGGUGUCCAAAGUUGUGGCGGGUAUAGCGACCGAGCAGGCGCUGGUGGUGGAUGGUUUGGAGGAUUUGCAAGUCAUCAUGGAAAUGGCGGUGCUGGAGGAGGAAGUUCAUGGGUUUUAACUUCAAACGCAAUUAUUCCUGAAGGUAAGAUUACAGCAUAUGACUCAUCCUACAAUCUAAGUGAAAGCCGUCAAUAUGCUUUUAGUAAACAUGAUUAUGAUUUCCAUCACAUUGUAGCAGAGUCUGGUGUGUGGGAAGGAUAUGGUCGACUUAUCAUUAAAUCCCUUGGUACAAAGAAGUGCGCUUGUAAUAACAAUAUAAGAAAUUAUUUUGCUAGAAGACGAUGA
Molecule: messenger RNA, 1110 nt
Organism: Trichomonas vaginalis G3
Lineage: Eukaryota; Parabasalia; Trichomonadida; Trichomonadidae
Product: glycine-rich protein family
Exons: 1
Coding region: 1-1110 (369 amino acids)
Source: RefSeq, a predicted model, not a curated record